This is a messenger RNA of Rotaria sp. Silwood1, 1221 nucleotides long. The record is from the annotation of a GenBank genome assembly. Lineage: Eukaryota; Metazoa; Rotifera; Eurotatoria; Philodinida; Philodinidae.
AUGGCGUCGGAUAAUAACAAUUGGAUUGCUGAAACUGUUGGCGAUUUUAUUCAUUCAUCAGUUUGGGCAGCUCCUAUUUAUACAUUUAUUGAAGCAAAUUGUGCUGCUUUUGAUUAUGAUGAUGAAACUACAGAGGAAGAUGAUACAACAUUAUCAUCAUCUGUGGAAGAACAAAUGAAUAUUCAUCAACAAUAUCAACGUCUUGUUGAUGCAUUAAUUGAAGGUCUUGGUAAAGAUCUUGAUUUAGAUCAAGAUGAAUUAAAAAAAGUUUGUCAAUUGCCAACAUCUGGCGAUGGAGCUGGUAUAAUUGAUGAACCAUAUGAACAAUUAUAUGCAGCAAGAGAUUUUCAAUUAUUUCAAGAAAUGAUGAGAAGAAAAAAUUUAAUUCUUCAAUUACAAGCACUUGUUACAUUACAAUUACAAUGGGGUUUAUUAAAACAUAGUGAAACUGGUGAUGAUCUUGUUCUUUCACUUUUAUUACAAGCUACAUCAUCACCAACACAACAAGGAUUAGGUCAUCUAUCAUCAGAAACUAUGGAAAAACCACAAUUACAAGACAAUGAAGAAAAACAUCAUCGACAUGAUGUUGUUGAUGAAGACGAUGAUGAUGAUGAUGAUGAUGUUGUUGUUGUAAAACAAAAACAACCAUCACCAUCACGUAAGAAAAGAGAACCAAACGAACCAAAAAAACCAUCUAAAGAAGAAUAUCGUUUGCCUGAUGUUCGAGUUAAAGGUGGACCAGAACUUGAUGCUAAAUGGUAUAGAGAUCUUCAACAAAGAACUCAAAAGAGAGAUGACAAUGAUGAAACAAAAGAAAAUAAUCAAACGAAAAAAACAUCUACACCUCAAACCAUUGGAGCUAUUCCUGAAGAAGUACUUCGUGACAAAUUACGUGAAUUAACUGUUCGUACAACAUCAUCAGUCGAUAAUGAAACAGCAACUGCUAUAGAAUCACGUAAGAAUUUUCUUCAACAACAACGUAAUUUAAUUGUAAAUAAACAACGUGUUGAACGUACACGAGAUUUGGAACAACAAACACCCAAUCCUCGGCCACAGUCAGCUGCACAUGUAGCACGUAAAGCUAUAGCUACGACUACUAAAGCAGAUGAAAAUAAAUCAGAACAACAACAACAACAACCUACGCAAAUACCUGAAGAUGAAUUAAUCAAACGACGAGCUAUGGCUGCUAAACUUAAACGUGAAGUUGUAGACAAACGAUGA